Messenger RNA from Clunio marinus, 3169 nucleotides. The record is from the annotation of a GenBank genome assembly. Lineage: Eukaryota; Metazoa; Arthropoda; Insecta; Diptera; Chironomidae.
AUCUUGAGUUUUCCAUUGUCGGGUUGUGCCGAAAUUAGGUUUUCGGAUUUGUAACUUUUCUCAGAAACAAAGAAAAUAUUAUAAGAAUUUCAAAGGAAAUAACUCUUUAAAUCACCUAUAAUUGUUUAAAUUAUCUAGCCGACAUAUUUGAGAAUUGAUUGAACAUAUUUGAUAGUUGGAAAUUAAUAUUGUUUUAUAGAAUUUUUGAGUUUGAAAAAUGUCGUCAAAUGAACUAGAAAAAAUGGAAACGGAAGAAACUCCAGAUAUCACUCCAUCCGAUCAAAAUAUGGAAGACGAAUUGCGAAGUGAGGCAACCUUCCAGUUAACCAUUGAAAAUUUUAGUAAAUUAUCGGAGACAAUCCUUUCGGACGCGCAUUAUGUCAGAGGAUUACCGUGGAAAAUUAUGGCUAUGCCCAGAUCAGCGAACGACAAAGACAAAUCGUUGGGGUUUUUUCUGCAAUGUAACGCCGAAUGUGACUCAAAUUGGAACUGCUCGGCAACCGCUGACUUGAGAAUGUUGAGCUUUAAGAAAGAUGUGGCACCCGUGUCUCGAAAAAUUAAGCAUAUUUUCUACAACAAAGAGAACGAUUGGGGUUUCUCAACAUUUCAAUCGUUUUCAGACAUCCUCGAUCCAGAGAAAGGCUACAUACAAAACGACACUGUCAUCCUAGAGGUUCAUGUUCAAGCUGAGGCACCACAUAACGCUUAUUGGGACUCGAAAAAAUUGACUGGCUACGUUGGACUCAAGAAUCAAGGAGCAACAUGUUAUAUGAAUUCACUUCUUCAAACUCUCUACUUCACAAAUGAAUUAAGGAAAGAAGUUUAUAAGAUGCCAACAGAAGCUGACGAUAGCAGCAAAUCUGUGGCUCUCGCAUUACAGAGAGUCUUUCACGACCUGCAAUUCUCCAACAAACCAGUUGGCACUAAAAAGCUAACAAAAAGCUUUGGUUGGGAGACAUUAGAUUCAUUUAUGCAGCAUGAUGUUCAAGAGUUUCUUCGUGUCCUUCUAGACAAACUCGAGAUAAAAAUGAAAGGAACGUCAAUUGAAGGAACAAUCCCAAGGCUCUUUGCUGGUAAAAUGAUUUCUUAUAUUAAGUGCAAGAAUGUGAGCUACAAAAGCACAAAAAUGGAAACAUUUUACGAUAUUCAACUGAAUAUUAAAGGAAAGAAAAAUGUUGCUGAAUCUUUUGACGACUACAUCUCAACAGAGAUUUUAGAUGAUGAAAAUAAGUAUGAUGCAGGAGAGUAUGGCUUACAGAAGGCUGAAAAAGGCGUCAUUUUCUCAUCGUUUCCACCAAUUCUUCACUUGCAUUUACUUCGCUUUCAAUACGAUCCAAUGACAAACAAUUCGGUGAAGUUCAAUGAUCGAUUUGAGUUCAACGAGAAGAUUAAUUUGGAUAAGUAUUUAGAGAAGCCAGAAGAUACACCAGCAAAUUACAUUCUUCAUGCUGUUCUCGUACACUCGGGUGAUAAUCAUGGUGGACAUUAUGUUGUGUUUAUUAAUCCAAGAGGUGAUGGAAAUUGGUGCAAGUUCGAUGAUGAUGUUGUGUCAGCUGUUCCGAAGGCAGCAGCAAUUGAUCAAAAUUAUGGCGGGACUGAAGACGACUUCAUGCUUAAUGUUCGCAAUUGUACCAACGCUUAUAUGCUUGUUUAUGUUCGUGAAUCAGCAAUGAAGACAAUUCUCCAGGAAGUCACUGAAGAGGACAUUCCGUCGGAACUUAAUGAGAAGUUAAAUGAAGAGAAGCGUAUGGAGGCAGCUAAACGAAAAGAGCGCAAUGAAGCAUCAAAUUAUAUUAAUGUCAAUGUCAUCUUGGAGGAUUAUUUUGAAUGUCAUCAUGCUGGUGACUUAUUCAAUGCUGAAUCGGCUCAUUAUCGUUCAUUUAAAGUCAAACAGAACUCAACACUCCUCGACUUGGUGACACUCAUUCAAACAACUUUUAAAGUUCCACUCACAAAAAUGAGAAUUUGGUCGUUUACGCCGAUUGGUCAUGGAAGUGGAUCAUUGUAUCAUCACAACUCAUCGAAUCAGAACUUAACAUCAAAUGGAUUGACAAUGGUUGAUUUUAGUGAUCAAGAAUUGAUGCAACAUCCGAUUACAUACUUUUCACGUGAUCAUAAUCCUUGGGUUGUUUAUUUGGAAUUGAUGCCACCGGACAUUGAUGCGGCAACAUUCCCGCCAUUCUCACCAAACGCUAAUCAACUUUUAUUCUUCAAAUAUUACGAUCCUGUCAAUAAAAGUUUAACUUACGCUGGUUCACGUAUUGUUGCAAAUGAUGAAAAGCUUUCUGAUCUUACGCCUGAACUCAAUAAGUUUAUUGGAACACCAACAGAUACAGCAUUAGAUUUCUACAAGUACAAGGGAAAGGUUGAACCUCAUUCACCUAUUGGAUCUUUCGUAAAAAAUGGCGAGAUUUUAAUCUUUGAACGAAGCGAGAAAAUUGUCAACUUGGAGUUGCCGACUUAUAUCGAUUAUUUCAACGACUUGCAGUAUCGUGUUGAUGUUACGUUUAUUGAUAAAAAUAUACAAAACGACAAUGGUUUUACGAUUGAACUUUCUUACAACUCAAACUAUGACCAAAUGGCAAAGGCUGUCGUGAAAACGCUUCUCGAUGAAGCUGCAAAGGUAAUAAAAUUUAGUGACAACAGUUCACGGAAAUUACGCAUUUGUGAGCAGCACAAUUCAAAGCUUAUCUGGCCAAGUCCAAUCGACACGACAUCGUUAGAUAAAUUACAAAUUUAUUGUGAAGCUGCCAGUCAAAAUACAUCGCAAAAGUUCUUGCGCAUCGAGGAAAUUCCAGUAGAUGAGAUUGACUUGGAUGAACAGAUUGAAACACUUGUGCCCGUGCUUCAUUAUCAUAAGAACCUUUUCACGACCUUUGGCACACCGCUUUUGAUAAAAGUUUGUGAUCAAGAGACAUUUAAGGAUGUUAAGAAUCGAAUUCAAAAGAAAUUGAAUAUCUCACAAUACGAAUGGGAGAAAUACAAAUUGGCGAUCAUCCAAAACAAGACCGUCAAUCCUGUUGAUGACAAUGAUAAGGUUGUUUUGGAGAAGUUUCAAAUAGCAGAAGAAGGCCAACGUUGUAUUCUCGGCUUAGAUCAUACAAACAAAAAUGCUUAUCCCACAUCUAAAUUAAAUAUCUUCGAAAAGUCUAUUAAAAUCUACAAUUAA